Molecule: messenger RNA, 1159 nt
Organism: Culex pipiens pallens (northern house mosquito)
Lineage: Eukaryota; Metazoa; Arthropoda; Insecta; Diptera; Culicidae
Product: odorant receptor 94a-like
Exons: 7
Coding region: 1-1128 (375 amino acids)
Biological process (GO): sensory perception of smell; detection of chemical stimulus involved in sensory perception of smell
Cellular component (GO): plasma membrane
Molecular function (GO): odorant binding; olfactory receptor activity
Source: RefSeq, a predicted model, not a curated record
AUGGAGUUCCUAAGAAGACGUUUUCUCUGCUGGCGCAACGGCCUAGAGUCCGAGUUUAGCAGUGCGAAAAAGUUGUUCGAAAAGGCUUGCCACUCGGUUACGCAAUACUUCUGGGUUUGUGGGUGCGAACGUUUCGAGCCAAAUUUCACCCGUUGGAACGUGCGGUUCGUGUUUUUGAUGGUGAAUAUUUGCGUGUUCAUGGCGGGUUUCGUUAAAGCUUACAUGUACUCGCAUGACACCAUCUAUGAGCUCCUCCAGUACAAUCUGAAACGAUUUGAAAAAUCAAAAAGAAUGCCUGAAAUUCACCACUCUCUGAUUGAUACGGCCUCCCUGUGUACCGCUUCGGUGAAACUGAUUGGACCAUGUUAUGCAUCGAUGGGAGCCUUAACGAUCCUCAUUUCGAUCGUCAUUUCUUUGUAUUACGGUCGAUUCGAGCUGCCGUUUGGAUUCUAUCUCCCGGGACUCGAUCGCGCCACGUGGAUCGGAUAUCUGCUGAAUCUGGCGUUUCACAUUCUGCAAGUGUUCGAAGCCGUCACCGGACUGCUGGCGGCCGAUAUGUGCUUCUUCAAUCUGAUGAUAAAUGCCAUCGGACAGCUGGAUGUUAUGAUCAUCUAUUUGAAGAAAUUAGGAGUAGCUGCUAACGCGGACAAAUAUGAGGAAACCUUGGCCGAAACAAAAUUAAACGAACUCUUAAGUGAACUGAUUGAAAAUCAUUGCGAGCAUAGAAAGUAUCUCACGAAGAUGGAAUCACUUAUGAAGGCUGGUUUCUUCAUCAAUAAUGGAUGCCUAAUUGCUGAAACAGUAACGUCGUUGUUCGUUAUUCUAACCAGUGAUGAAAUUUGGAUACCUGGCAUAUUGAUAGCAGUUGCCUGUACUUUUCAACUUAUUAUCCCAUGCUUUAUGGGUUCACUUCUUUCCAUUAAGAACGAUGAACUUAUUCGCGAAAUCUACAACACACCCUGGAACGAGCUGCCUAUUCCGGCCCAGAAAGCGUUAGGAAUGUUGCUGCAGUUUGCUCAAAACCCGGUCACCCUUUCGGACGGAUUUGCCCCGAUCGAUUUGGACAGCUUUUUGGAGAUCUACAAGAAGAUUUAUUCGUACUUGGCGAUGAUUCAAAACAUUAAUUAAUUGAUGGUAUCCAGUUGUUAGUUCAAUGUUU